This is a messenger RNA of Glarea lozoyensis ATCC 20868, 585 nucleotides long. Its product is annotated as Acyl-CoA N-acyltransferases (Nat). The coding region runs from base 1 to 585 and encodes 194 amino acids. The transcript has a single exon. NCBI's taxonomy places the organism in Eukaryota, Fungi, Ascomycota, Leotiomycetes, Helotiales, Helotiaceae. Gene Ontology annotation, molecular function: acyltransferase activity, transferring groups other than amino-acyl groups. The record is from RefSeq and is a predicted model, not a curated record.
AUGUCUUCUCCAAAUCCCACUCUUCAAACUGAAAAUCUUAUUCUCCGUCCUGCAAUCCCUUCUGAUGCAGCGGCCCUCGCAGCCAUAUUCGCCAACCCUCUCAACAGCCAAUUUGAGCCGCAUGCGCCAAGCAACCCAACGGUAGAAGAAUACCAAGGCCGAAUCGCCAAAUGGGUGGACUUACGCAAUAGCGGGAAAGCCUUCUUUCUCGUCAUAACGCGACGCUCAACAACACAAUCUGAGAAUGGCGUUAUCGGCUUCGGCGGUAUCAAUGGCGUCUCUACUGACGCUCAGGGAAAGCGAAUUGCUGACCUGGGUGUGCUGAUCGAUAGUUCCGAGUGGAGGAAGGGAUACGGACGAGAAGCGUUGCAUGCUACGUUGGAGUUUGCAUUUCGUAACGUGGAGGAGGAGGGUGUCGGAUGCGAAGAAGCGUUUUUUGAGACUUUGGCGGUUAAUGCGCCAUUCCAAGCACUGGCUGAUAGGAUGGGUUUGGCGAAGUGGAAGCGGGUGGUCAGCGAGGGAAAAGAGGUUGAAUACAGGUUUAGCAAAGACGAUUGGGAGGGAGUGAAGAAUGGAAGUGCGUGA